Sparassis crispa is the source of this 429-nucleotide messenger RNA. RefSeq lists its product as hypothetical. Bases 1 to 429 code for a protein of 142 amino acids. Lineage: Eukaryota; Fungi; Basidiomycota; Agaricomycetes; Polyporales; Sparassidaceae. The transcript is spliced from 3 exons. The record is from RefSeq and is a predicted model, not a curated record.
AUGGAUGAAGUCAAGUGGGACAUAGCAGCAGCGAUGCUAGUCGCUGGCGAAAACAAGUCUGAUUAUGCUGGUGGAGAGGGUCUCUAUCUAGUACCCGCGGGGUCGCCUGGGGAAGGCUUCCCUACUCAAACUCUGAAUGAUGCACCGAGUUCCGCUGCUGCCCAAACCUAUUCGUUGCCUCACAAGACCACGAUCCAUUUUACUCUUGGGGCCUAUCAUCGGUGGGCUUGUGGUGGAAUUACCCCGCUCGCCUUAGCAGCUGUGGUGCUCAUCGUGACCCCCCUCCGAACUGUCACGCAGAUACUCACUCCCAUAGUAACAUACGACACCCCGUACACUGGCGAACAUUACAACAAAUUCAUAGUCAUGGCGCACACCGCGGCUGUGCCAUACACCCCGGAACCUGCUGUGGUUGCCGUGUCGGACUAA